Molecule: messenger RNA, 994 nt
Organism: Tetranychus urticae (two-spotted spider mite)
Lineage: Eukaryota; Metazoa; Arthropoda; Arachnida; Trombidiformes; Tetranychidae
Product: transcription initiation factor TFIID subunit 9B
Biological process (GO): RNA polymerase II preinitiation complex assembly; DNA-templated transcription initiation
Cellular component (GO): transcription factor TFIID complex; SAGA complex
Molecular function (GO): RNA polymerase II general transcription initiation factor activity; protein heterodimerization activity; transcription coactivator activity
Source: RefSeq, a predicted model, not a curated record
UGUAUUGACAUGCGUGAUUGCUAGUAUGUUGUAAUAGCCCUAUGGAUAGGGCGUCUGCAUAUCAAGCAUGUAAUCCCGGGUUCGAGUCUCUCUCGGUCCGGUUUCUCCUCUCUUUCUCUCUCUUCUGUCAUUCCUCUCUUACUGAAUAUUGUAAACAGCCAUAUGGCUCGUAAUCUGAAUAUGUAAUACACAAUACACAUUUGUAGUUCGUGCGCAAGCGAACAGUGGAGCCACUGCGGCCCACACCCCUUAAAAUGAAAUAAAAUGUAAACACGCUUCUCAGCUGGUUGGUUAUAGUCAAUCUGAGGUUUUGAAAGUUACUUUUGUUUAUUUUUCUUCUGUGAAAUUUCAAUUGAAUUUGUGUUUACAAAUUGAAUCUACACCUAUAGUUGAUUUUUUUAUUAUUGGUCUCUUUGACUGGUGUUUUAUUACCAUUAUAUUUAUUACUAUUAAAGUGAAUCGUCUUUAACUAUGGCCCAGGAAAAAGAAUCCUCACCAAGAGAUUUUGGUGUCAUUACCUCGAUUUUGAAAGAGAUGGGAAUCAACGAAUAUGAGCCAAAAGUUGUCAACCAAUUGUUGGAAUUUACCUAUCGAUAUGUUACUACUGUUCUAGAGGAUGCUCGUAUAUAUUCACAGUAUGCGGAUAAGAAGACGAUCACUGUCGAUGAUGUUAAAAUGGCUAUACAAUCGCAAUCGGAGAAGAUGUUAACACUGCCACCUCCUCAAGAUUUUCUCAUGGAAAUAGCCCGAACUCGGAAUAAUCAACCUUUACCCCCAAUUAGAUCAAUUGUUGGUCCCUGUCUCCCACCUGACCGUUAUAGUUUGAUCUCCUGUAAUUAUCAUUCUAAAAAGAGGAAAUUCUGAAGGAAAAAUGACCAAUUACCAUUCAAUUGGUGAUGAGAUAUUUAUAAAUGACAAUUAUAAUAGAUGGACAGAAUUAAAUGUACCAGUCUUCUCUUGAUAUUUACAUUAAAUUCAUAAUGUUUUUCGUAAA